GCGGCACCGCCCGCAGUGCCCCGGAAACAGCGGCCGGGCCCGGCAUGGCGGAGGGGGAGGAGGCGGCCGUGCUGGCCUGGAUGGACCAGGCCCUCGACGUGGCUAAAGAGGCGCUGGAGAAAGGGGAGGUUCCCGUGGGCUGCCUGCUGGUCUACAACGGCGAGGUCAUAGGCAGGGGCAGGAACGAGGUCAACGAGACGAAGAAUGCUACUCGACAUGCAGAAAUGGUGGCAAUCGACCAGGUCCUUGACUGGUGCAAGCAACACAACAGGGAUUAUAAGGAAGUGUUUCCACAGCUGGUGUUGUACGUAACUGUGGARCCCUGUAUCAUGUGUGCAGCUGCUGUGCGCUUGAUGAAAAUUCCACGGGUCGUAUAUGGCUGUCGAAAUGAGCGAUUUGGAGGCUGUGGCUCAGUUUUGAGCAUCUCGUCUGAUGAUAUGGUGGACUCAGGAGACCCAUUUGAAUGCUCUUCUGGCUAUCGUGCUGAAGAAGCAGUGGAAUUGCUAAAAGCUUUCUACAGACAAGAAAAUCCCAAUGCCCCAAAAUCAAAAGUGCGGAAAAAGGAUCGUCGUCAGCAGCCCUACACUGAUGGGAAACAGAAACUUACCAAAAAUGAUACGUGAAGGUUUCUUCAGCAUUCUACUUUUUAAAAAUGUGCAGUUCAACCAAACUAUGUUUAGUUUUCUGUACAGUUUUUACUAAUAUACUUAGUACCUUCUCCUGUGUUUCUGUGUUUAUGAUUUCUUGUUAUCAUGACAAAACAAAAGAAUAAAUGGGUGUUUCUUAGAAAGAGGAGAAUUUAUAGUUCAAGACCACUCGUUUACAGACACACAGAUCCAUUAAAAUGAUGUUUUUGUACAGCACAUUCUAGAAUAUUUUUUUCUUCUGUCUGUGGAGAAGCAUCUUGCUUUUCAACAGCAAAUGUUUGCUUAGGCAAGUCAGUAAACUCUCUUGAAAGGUUACAUUUGUAAGUACUUGACAGUCCAUGUGUGUAUAUUUAUUCAAAAGGCAUAUAAAGGAAUUGUACAGUCCUUGGAGACUUAAAACCAUUGUAAGUGUUUCUUCCCUUUUUUUUUUGCACUCUCUCUAGCCAAAUUUUCAGACGUGAUUUCUGAAAGUCACACAGCUGUGCAGACAGGGCCAUAGGCACCAUCACGUCCCAGUUUGUGUAUGCUAUUGCUUGAUAAGGAUAAGCAAACAUCACUUGGCUGCACAGCACCUUCAUACAAAGUUGUGGAGAAACUUUCCAAAGYUCUCAUUAGACUGUCCACUCCUCUUGUGUAUGCUAGGGUAAGAAGUACUUCAUUUUUAAAAAUCCUCUAAGAAGUUGAARCUGUUUUCAGGUACCAAAUUAUAGUAACUGAGAUGGGCAAAUACAAGUGAAAACMUAGAAAUUAAGGUGGCAAUAAGAUGAAUAAAAUAUAUUUAAGGUUUUUAUCUUUUCA
Messenger RNA from Malurus melanocephalus (red-backed fairy wren), 1445 nucleotides. RefSeq names its product adenosine deaminase tRNA specific 2 (gene ADAT2). Gene Ontology annotation, molecular function: tRNA-specific adenosine-34 deaminase activity; zinc ion binding. The transcript has 6 exons. Gene Ontology annotation, biological process: tRNA wobble adenosine to inosine editing. Gene Ontology annotation, cellular component: cytoplasm; nucleus. The record is from RefSeq and is a predicted model, not a curated record. Lineage: Eukaryota; Metazoa; Chordata; Aves; Passeriformes; Maluridae. The coding region runs from base 45 to 623 and encodes 192 amino acids.